CUAAAACAUAGAAAUGGAACAUAUGCCAAUCAUUGAACAAGCUCUUGGGAGUAAGGAGUCUCAAGAGGAAGCUCUCAAAAUUGUCCUCUCACUGUCAAAUGAUACUGAAUCUUUGAAGUUAUUUGCUGAAAGCAAGAACAUUAUUAGAAAAGUGAUUGAGCUUUCUGGAGAAGAAUCAGUUUCCAAUUUAGCACUCCAAGUUAUGAUCAAUCUGUCUCAAAAUGAAGAUAUAAGCAAAGUUAUGGUCAAGAACGGAGGAAUCAGCACUCUCUUUGACUUCCUGAAAACACACUUAAAGCCUGAUGAAAAGGAUGAAAAAUCGGAUGUAGGAUAUAUUUCCAAAGAGAAUGUGUAUGAAGUUAAGCAUGCAACAACUAGCAGUAUCCCAUUGGUUCUGAUGGCGCUUACUAAUCUCACUACAUACCCAUUUGGAAGAGAGAAGUUGCUGAAUGCUAGUGAUAAUCCUGACUUAAAGAUGAUUUUAGUAGAAAAUCUCGUUGCUAUGACAGGGUUCUUCAAGGAUCAAGACCUGUUCAAUUUUGGAGCAAAUGUGAUAGCUAAUUCAACAAUUGAUGCUGAGAAGAACGGGCUUACACUAGCUUCCUACAAGCCUCUUCUGGAGAUGAUUAGUUCUAUCAAGAAGUCUCCAACUAAGAGGAUGAAAGUCACUGAAGCAGUCAAGAAUUUGAUGUUUACAUACAAUGAUAAUCUCCAAGAAAUCAAAGAUCUCGAUGUUGUCGUGUCUAUAGGAACUGCUUUGAUCGAGACAAAUGUUCACGAAUGAGCAAAAGCUAUUGAUGAAGACAUAAAAUUACAUCCAAAAUGGAUAGAGGCUUAUGAGAACAGAGAGAAUAAUGAACCUGAGAUCGGUCCUCACAAGGAUGACUUAAAUCAUUGCUUAAUGGAUUGAUUGGUUCUCUUGGGAAACGAAGAAGACAUGCUUAAUAUUAUGAAUGAUUAUGGAAUCCAGAAUUUAUUCGAAAUACUCAAUUUCCAAAAAUAUGUAUCAAAGGAGCCCAUUGCAAGUCAAGAAGCAGCAUACCAGUCAUUCAUGGGUGAUACUCAAAUCAAUGAAAAAGUGACUGUCGUUCUCAACCAAAUUAUAUCUAUUCUCCAAGAGACUCCAAAAACAGAAGAAAUUCUAGCAGACCAAGAACCAAAUCUCGAUUCCGCUGCUGAUAAGCCCUUAGAAGAGAGUAAAGAAUAAUAAUUCAAUCUUUGAA
Messenger RNA from Moneuplotes crassus, 1223 nucleotides. The record is from the annotation of a GenBank genome assembly. NCBI's taxonomy places the organism in Eukaryota, Ciliophora, Spirotrichea, Euplotida, Euplotidae.